This is a messenger RNA of Pongo pygmaeus (Bornean orangutan), 1824 nucleotides long. Its product is annotated as olfactory receptor 7E24-like. The coding region runs from base 1248 to 1694 and encodes 148 amino acids. Gene Ontology annotation, cellular component: membrane. Gene Ontology annotation, biological process: G protein-coupled receptor signaling pathway. Gene Ontology annotation, molecular function: G protein-coupled receptor activity; olfactory receptor activity. The record is from RefSeq and is a predicted model, not a curated record. The transcript has a single exon. Lineage: Eukaryota; Metazoa; Chordata; Mammalia; Primates; Hominidae.
CUGACGGAUGCAUAAAGUAAAGGCAAAGUGGAUUUUAGAUACAUUCCUUAAGAUUUUCAGCUUCAACUCCACACAAUUCAACGUAAAUAUCCCCUGACCUGAAGUUCUGGUCUCCCUGCAUUCCAGACAGGACAUUUUGUUUCGUCCUUCUCUCAGUAAGUACUGAGUACUGUGAGAGGAACAAGUGAGUCUCUUUGGUUUCUGAUUCCCCAGAGCCGAUAUCUUGCUUGGCACAUAGGAGGCAGCAAAAGCAAACAUCUAUGUUGAUGAUUGAACUGACACUUCCUUGCUUCACCAAAAUUGGCUGUCAUCAGCGUGACUUUGACUUACUUCUUUUUGUUUUUUGUUUUUUGAGACGGAGUUUUGCUCUCGUUGCCCAGGCUGGCGGGCAGGGGUGUGAUCUCGGCUCACUGUAGUCUCUGCCUCCCAGGUUCAAGCCAUUCUCCUGCCUCAGCCUCCCGAGUAGCUGGGACUACAGGCGCGUGCCGCCAUACCGGGAGAAGUUUUUGUACUUUUAGCAGAGGCGGGGUUUCACCAUGUUGGCCAGGAUGGUCUUGAUCUCCUGACCCCGUGAUCCGCCCUCCUCGGCCUCCCAAAGUGCUGGGAUUACAGGCGUGAGCCACCGCAUCCAGCCAAACUUUCUGAUGAAUACUCUAAGUCCACCUAAGCUAAGGACAGGAGUUAGAGCUUCCAUGAAUUUUAAAACAAGACCCACCGAUUUGAGGAAGCAAUUACUCUCUUGAAGGAGAAAAGUCAGAAAACACAAUGAUGAAAUCACUAGGACCUAACUGGCCUGUGGAACUAUUUCCUGCUUAUGAACUCUCAACUAUCAUUUCAUUUCCAGAUGGCAUGGUCUCAGCUGUUAUACAGUGUUUACGAAUGGUCUACAUCAAGGGAAUUUAUAUCAAUCUAGAAGAAUAAACAAAAUAUUUGAGUUCCUAAUUUCCUUUAAUUAGGAUAACCUUUUCCUUAAAGUGAAGACAAUGGUUUUAUUACAUCUCUUUCUUCGGAAAACAUAGGCUGUAUUUUCUAGCAAUAACGAAUUUGUUAUAUAUGAUGAUCUGGUUCCUGGAAUGUUCUUGAAGCUAGUGUCUCUAAGGCAGGUGUGUACAGCAAGACGUGAAUAACACAGCAAUCGAUGUUGAAAGCAUUAUAUGGCAAUUGAGUUUGUCAGAACUACCAAAUGUUGCUGAGUGUGGAUUGCUCUGAAAUCUGCAAACAUUACUUCUGAAUUCCUUGUAUCCAAAAUGCAGACGCAAUGCCGGCUGUUGGUUUACUUGUUUCCGAUUUUUCAACCCUCUUUUCUAGGCAAAAGAUGUCCAAACGAUACAGACCCACAGAAUCUAACAGAUGUCUCUAUAUUCCUCCUCCUCGAACUCUCAGAGGAUCCAGAACUGCAGCCGGUCGUCGCUGGGCUGUUCCUGUCCAUGUGCCUGGUCAUGGUGCUGGGGAACCGGCUCAUCAUCCUGGCCGUCAGCCCUGACUCCCACCUCCACACCCCCAUGUACUUCUUCCUCUCCAACCUGUCCUUGCCUGACAUCGGUUUCACCUCCACCACGGUCCCCAAGAUGAUUGUGGACAUCCAAUCUCACAGCAGAGUCAUCUCCUAUGCAGGCUGCCUGACUCAGAUGUGUCUCCUGGCCAUUUUUGGAGGCAUGGAAGAGAGACAUGCUCCUGAGUGUCAUGGCCUAUGAGCGGUUUGUAGCCCUCUGUCACCCUCUAUAUCGUUCAGCCAUCUUGAACCCGUGUUUCUGUGGCUUCCUAGAUUUGUGGUCUUUGUUUUCUUUUUCCUCAGUCUUUUAGACUCCCAGCUGCACAACUUGA